Molecule: messenger RNA, 1036 nt
Organism: Gracilinanus agilis (Agile Gracile Mouse Opossum)
Lineage: Eukaryota; Metazoa; Chordata; Mammalia; Didelphimorphia; Didelphidae
Gene: MRPL14
Product: mitochondrial ribosomal protein L14
Exons: 5
Coding region: 378-878 (166 amino acids)
Biological process (GO): translation
Cellular component (GO): mitochondrion; ribosome
Molecular function (GO): structural constituent of ribosome
Source: RefSeq, a predicted model, not a curated record
GUCUAGUAGACCCUCCCUACUCCAGUACCUCAGUGUUCAUGUAACCCUCUGAGUGGGCAUCAAUGCCCUUUCUUUAGUAGGCAGAAACAAGGAUAUCAUCCUCCCUUCUAUCCUCAGUGACACACUCACACUCUUUCUCUGAGCUACUGGAAGAACCAAGAUUGUGUCUGGACAUCCCCGUGGAUGCCAGGCUUGUACCCACAACGACCCAGACUUACAAAUCUAAGUGAAUAAAGUGCUGACCUGAAGGAAGGAAGACCUGAGUUCAGAUUUGACCUUAGACACUUGUGAACUCCUUGAGGGAAGGAACUGCCUUUGCCUUUCAUUGUAUCCUCAAGAUUUUAGCUCGGAUUCUGGCACAUACUAAGAGCUUUGUAAUGAGUCUUGUUGGAUUUUGGUUCAGAAGAUGUUUCUCAGGAUUUCAUCCCAGAAUCUCUAUGGCUUUUUCUUCAGGAUCUUGGGGGCCCCUUCUAAACUCUGUAAGCAGAGCACAAAGCCAGCGCUAUUUCAGCACCACGGGGGCCCUUGGGGCAAUACAGAAGAUGACCCGAGUGCGAGUGGUAGACAAUAGUGCCCUGGGGAACACGUCCUACCACCGCCCCCCUCGAUGCAUCCAUGUUUACAAUAAGACGGGAGUGGGCAAGGUGGGAGACCGGAUCCUGCUGGCCAUCAAGGGGCAGAAGAAGAAGGCCCUCAUUGUGGGGCACCGAAUGCCUGGGCCCAGAAUGACACCCAGGUUUGAUUCAAACAAUGUGGUCCUCAUCGAGGACAACGGGAACCCCGUGGGCACCCGCAUCAAAGUACCCAUCCCAACGAGUCUCCGGCGGCUGGAAGGCGAGUAUUCCAAAGUGCUCGCUAUUGCCCAGACCUUCGUGUGAGAGGCCGGGCCGGGCUGCAGGAGGCAGACGGUUUACAGAGCAGUCCUUCAUGCACACUAGCACUUGGGGGAAGAGGAUGAUUUCCCCGUCCAUCCCCUCUGCCCCCAGUAGGGAAGGAGAACCAAACUCUGUGAAGUAAUAAAAAUAUUUUAUGUGUA